Molecule: messenger RNA, 2100 nt
Organism: Argentina anserina (silverweed cinquefoil)
Lineage: Eukaryota; Viridiplantae; Streptophyta; Magnoliopsida; Rosales; Rosaceae
Exons: 4
Biological process (GO): DNA integration
Molecular function (GO): nucleic acid binding
Source: RefSeq, a predicted model, not a curated record
GUGAUCUUGGGGAUUGAUUGGUUGAGACCACAGCAUGCUGUGAUUGAUUGUUUUGACAUGGUAGUGUCCUUUCAUAGACCCGGAGAGCCAGUGUUUCGUUAUCGUUGUCUCAAGUCGGAUAACGCCAUGAGAUCAGGAGUUUUGGCACAUGUGGAGUCAGUGGAUCAGAAAGUAUCUAUCGCAGACAUUGUGGUAGUAUCUGAGUUUGGUGAAGUGUUCCAAGAGAUACCGGGGCUACCUCCUCGAAGAGUGGUAGAUUUCUGCAUUGAUGUAGUGACCAUCAAGAAUAGGUAUCCCUUACCUAGGAUUGAUGACUUGUUCGAUCAGCUCAAAGGUGCUACGGUGUUCUCUAAGAUUGAUUUGAGAUCCGGUUAUCAUCAACUCAGGGUGAAGGAAGAAGAUAUAUCGAAGACAGCCUUCAGGACCCGGUAUGGACAUUAUGAGUUUGUCGUCAUGCCAUUUGGUCUAACGAAUGCACCAGCUGUCUUCAUGAGUUUGAUGAACCAAGUAUUUAGCCCGUACUUGGAUGAAUUUGUUGUGGUGUUUGUGGAUGACAUUCUGAUAUACUCCAAGACACAAGCUUCAUUGACCAAGUUGACCAAGAAAGAUACUCCGUUCGUGUGGACGGAUGCAUGUGAGGAAGCAUUCAGCAAACUAAAGACUAGACUGACCACAGCUCCAGUGUUGACGAUUCCUUCUAGUGGUGGUGGUUAUGUCAUUUACAGUGAUGCUUCAUUCCAAGGUUUGGGUUGUGUGUUGAUGCAGCAUGGAGGAGUUGUUGCUUAUGGCUCGAGACAGUUGAAGAUUCAUGAGAAGAAUUAUCCGACACACGACCUAGAGCUUGCGGCAGUUGUAUUUGCCCUGAAGAUUUGGAGACAUUACUUGUAUGGUGAGAAAUUUCAACUCUUUUCAGAUCAUAAGAGUUUGAAGUACUUGUUCUCACAGAAGGAGCUGAAUAUGAGGCAGAGGAGAUGGAUGGAACUCCUCAAGGACUAUGACUUCACAUUAGAGUACCACCCGGGGAAGGCAAACGUGGUGGCUGAUGCCUUGAGCAGAAAACCGAGAGGCGUGGUAGCUUCGCUUAUGGUCCAGGAAUGGUUCAUGCUAGAAGCUGCAUCAGAGUUUCUUUGGAAGUGGGAGCAGAUAUCUAUGGAUUUUGUGACCGGAUUGCCUAGAUCGAAGAAGGGUCACGAUACCAUAUGGGUGAUUGUCGAUCGGUUGACGAAGUCGGCUCAUUUUCUCCCAGUGUCGAUGAAGUACUCAGUGGACGUGCUUGGGAAACUUUAUGUGGAUGAGGUAGUUAGACUCCAUGGUGCCCCAGUUUCUAUUGUUUCUGAUCGAGAUGCACGUUUCACUUCGAAGUUCUGGGGUGGGUUGCAGAAGGCGAUGGGUACUACCUUAGAUAUGAGUACAGCUUUUCACCCUCAGACGGAUGGACAGACGGAGAGGGUGAAUCAGGUGAUGGAGGACAUGUUGAGAGCAUGUGUGUUAGAUUUCAAGGGUAGCUGGGAAGAUCAUUUGAGAUUGAUUGAGUUUGCCUACAACAACAGCUACCAUUCUAGCAUCGGCAUGGCACCUUAUGAGGCACUUUAUGGUAGACCAUGUCGUUCACCGAUCUGUUGGGCCGAAGUUGGUGAUGAGGCACUGAUGGGUCCAGAGGUAGUUCAGGAAACCACGGAGAAGAUCUCGAUCAUUCGGGAUAGAAUCCGGACCGCUCAGAGCAGACAGAAGAGCUAUGCGGACUUGAAGAGGAGACAUGUGGAAUUCGAGAUCGGCGAUCAUGUGUUCUUGAAAGUUUCACCUAUGAGGGGUGUGGUGAGAUUUGGCAAGAAAGGAAAGUUGGCACCGAGGUAUGUUGGGCCCUUUGAGAUACUUGAGAAGGUGGGCGAACUAGCAUAUCGGCUAGCCUUGCCUACUAGCAUGUCGGGCGUUCACAAUGUCUUCCACAUUUCCAUGCUGAGGAAGUAUGUACCAGAUGAGUCACAUGUGAUCGAUCAUAGCACCAUUGAAGUGAAGGAAAAUGCCACUUUUGUUGUCGAACCGGUUCGUAUCCUGGAUAGAACCACAAAGAAGCUUCGGAGGAGAGAAGUUGAGCUAGUC